AUGUCUCGCGUGCUACCGGCUCUGUUCAAAGGAGCGCCGAGGGCACGACCUCGUCAUUGCUCCUUUACGGCUAUCACUGCGAAUCCUACAAGAGGUCCUCGGCAUGGAUCCUCGUUCGCCGGCAGGACGCAGCUGGCAAAAUCGAAUAAGUUAAGGCAGGCCUUUGCAGAGAACCGGCCGAGUAUGGGCGUCUGGCAAAUGCUCCCGGGAGUCAACAUAUCCCGAGUGCUGGCACGGACUCCGGGUGUCGACUGGGUCAUGGUGGACUGCGAGCAUGGGCAAAUGACAGGUACCAGCUUCCCCAGCGAGUGGUUCGGCGUCUGCAGGAAAUAUGGUUCUAAUUGGUUCCUAGAUGCGGCCAUGCACGAGGCCGUCCCCGUCAUAGCAGCGACUGGGACAACUCCUGUUGUCAGAAUACCAGACUUCCAACCGUGGAUGAUCAAGCGCGCUCUUGACAGCGGAGCCCAUGGAGAUCAGAUUCUCGUCCCACUGAUCCGUACGGUAGAAGAAGUAAGGUCGGUUGUGAGAUCGUGCAAGUUCCCGCCGGAAGGCAACCGGGGCUUUGGCUCGCCACUUUCAAUGGAAAACUUCAGUCCGGUUCCGUCUCUGACCGAGUAUCUUGAACAAGCAAAUGACGCCUUGCUGGUCAUGGUCCAAAUCGAAACCAAAGAGGCCCUCGAGGCCGUCGAUGAGAUCGCACUACUCGUCGACGUGCUCUUCAUUGGUCCCUUUGACCUGGGCAACAACAUUGGCCACCCCAUUAUCAAUGGAGUGAUCGAAGCGGAGCUCGACGCCGCCAUCAAGAGGGUGUUGGAAGCUGGAAACCGAGCUGGCAAGAAGUGCGGCAUCUACUGUACCAGCGCCGAGAUGGCCAGAAAAUAUGCCGAAAUGGGUUUCUCAAUGAUGAGCGCAGCAGCGGACUAUACUGGUCUCCAGCAGCACAUGGCGGAGACGUUGGCGAUUGCUCACGGCAAAGCGCAGCCGCAAAAAGGCCAGUCCUACUGA
Messenger RNA from Thyridium curvatum, 1005 nucleotides. RefSeq lists its product as uncharacterized. Gene Ontology annotation, cellular component: cytoplasm. Gene Ontology annotation, molecular function: aldehyde-lyase activity. Lineage: Eukaryota; Fungi; Ascomycota; Sordariomycetes; Thyridiales; Thyridiaceae. The transcript is spliced from 3 exons. The record is from RefSeq and is a predicted model, not a curated record. Bases 1 to 1005 code for a protein of 334 amino acids.